AUGGAUACAAUAGAGGAGAUCUCACGAGGCAUCUCACGAUUCCAAAGACUGUCAGCAGAGAACCCGAGGGCUUUGAUUGCCCAUCGAAAAGAGCUCGAGUCUUUGUAUCACAUAAUCUCGUCACUGUUACAAUUUCCUGAUCAAUCGGAUUGUGUCCAGGAAAAUGAAUCAGCGAGUCCACCAACUAGCGGGAGUCCUCAGACACCUCCGAAUCCACUCUCUCAAGUUACUCGCAUCGUGAACCAUCUCGAGAGACAGAAAGUUGCAAUCACAGAAUUUGGUGCACGAUCUCCAGCACAUGCCACCGUUGAUGAAUCGAACAAAGAGGACUUUCGUGUUCGAGACGGCAAACGAGUGUUGGGAAGGGGGAAGAGGACGAUGAAUGAAUUCUUCAGAGCUGGGCUGGGCGCAUGUUCACUCGCAGAAGACUUCUUCAAAUGGGCAAAAGAUGCCGGUUAUGCUUCGAAGUUGGAUAAAAUGUUUGAAGGUGAUUCCAGGACAGGAGGGAACUAUCAGAAAUACGUGAAGGCAUGUCCCAAUCUAAUCGAUAAAGAUCAAGCAACUUCAUUGAUCGGGAUCGGCGUCAGGUUCAAAUUCAUCGAGCGGGCUUGCAAAAGACUCCUCCAAUGUCCUUCUCCUGACGCUGAAAGCUUGUCCUCACCCUGCUCAUUUGUCUGGAUAACCUUCUUUGCAUGGAGUCUUUUUAGGCGUUCCUCUAACGAAGCCCUACGAGAAGUUGCAGCUCGCCUUACAUCUAGCCACGAUUGGAACGUCCUGGCACGAAGUAAGAAUGACUGGAUUGAGAGUUGCUUUGCACAAUACGGCACCUCAAGUCUCUCUACACAUGCCCAAGUGACCAAAAUAUCUUCAGCUGCAAACAAGUCUACAGGUCACCCGCCUUCUUCCUCUGAGACUACGGGCUCCAACACAAAUGAAGUUGCCAAUAAUCCUUUGACGAAGUCUGGACAAUCAACCUCACAACCGCUGGAGACUAACCGAAAGAGAAACCGACCUCAUGACAAUGUGUCCUAUGGGCCACAGAAGCGACGGAGACCUUACAGUGCGACUCGUUUGGGAGAGGUCGGUACACCGGACCGGACUGUCAACCCCGAGGCAUCACCCACCGAUUUUACGGAGGCCGCUUCUUCUUCACCAGCAAGUACGGCAUUUGCCCAGGCUCGAAUUGUUGACAGCAACCUCCCUGUCGCGAGACCUCCCGUGCAAUCCUCCAGUGUUGAAACAUUGGCAUCUGUUGAUAUCAACAUCCCUCGGUGCAAACAUGACAUACCUGGAUCAGCCCUGUGUUUGGAGUUAGACAGACCGUCCCCUGGUCCCAUCAUGCCUUUCUCUGAUCCUGCAGGGGAGAUGCUCCAAUCAUCACCAAGCUCCUUUACUGAGAUAAUGGCAUCUAUUGAUGUCAAUGCCACUGAUUUAAUACAUGAAAUACCUUUAUCAGUCCUGUUCCCAGAUCAAAACACAUCAUCACCCGCCCCUAAUAUGCCUUUUUCUGAAGCUAUGCAAGGAAUAUUUGAACCAUCAUCACUAUACUCUACUGAAAUAUUUGCAUCAGUCAAUAUUAAUAUUCCUUGUUGUAUACAUGACAUAACCUGGUCAGUUCUUUUGCCUGAAAGAGAUGUAUUAUCACCUACUUCCAAUAUUCUUCUCCCUGCUGAAACUUUUCCAGAGAUAGAUUUCCUAUAUUAA
Messenger RNA from Penicilliopsis zonata CBS 506.65, 1704 nucleotides. RefSeq lists its product as hypothetical. The record is from RefSeq and is a predicted model, not a curated record. Bases 1 to 1704 code for a protein of 567 amino acids. The transcript has a single exon. Lineage: Eukaryota; Fungi; Ascomycota; Eurotiomycetes; Eurotiales; Aspergillaceae.